CACAAGCAACCAUUACACACACACAAGCAGCUCAAACUUUGAUACCAAGCGUACACGAGACGCGACAAGCACAAGACUCUUGCAAGCGCCACACCCUAGCGCCCCAGUCCGCGACCCAGCUCGCCAGCAAGGCUCCAAGAAGGCCUCAAGCCGAGACGAACCUUCUUUCACGAACGCCUGACAAGCACACCAUGUCGGCCACUACUGCUGCUGCCCCCAAGAUGGACACGACCACGACUUCGAGCUCGCCGGCCGUCAGCCCAGCGGCGGGCGUGGUGUCCAACCUCGUGGAGUCGCUCACCGCUCUGGGCGUGACGCUCAUCUCGCCACUCCUGCUGCUGUUCAUUGCGGCGCUGUCAGUGUUCCGCGGCAUCCGCAACUACGGCCGCACCGAGAUGGGGUGGCGCUCGUAAGCAACGGCCGUAAGCAACGGCCAUUGCCGCCGUGUCCGGGCCGUGGAACCCGCCGCCCCGUCGUCAGCAACUCCCCGACUCAUCCAGUCUUGGCAUAGGCCUCGAUACUUGUCCGCUUGGAAACCUGCGGCCAAUGGGUACUGGCGGUGGGACACGACCGUUGGCGGCCCUCGAUGUUUGAUGAGGGUAGCGUGUGUGAGCACGUGUGUGAGCUGGAGAGAUGGACCAUGGCUGCGAGAAUCGGGCGGGUCGUGGUUGGGGAGGUGUGGUCUUCCCCACUCCAACAUGCCUGCAACUUGCAUAUUGUUUUGUGUUUUUGGAGCAUCCACGCGCCACUUCCUUUACUAAACUGAGAUUGGACUGGGCAGCAUGCACCCCCCUGGGGCUCGCGCGCCAUCACGCAUCUUCCUGCCUGUCCCACGACGUGUGUACUUUACACCGCGACUCGACGUCUGGCAAUAAAAUAGUCUGAUUUCUAAUUCAUCACCGUGCUGUCCGACAACAGUUGGUGGUGUGGGGGGUGGCUGGGGAAGACAUGGCAGCUGUGCGUAUGAUGACUCGGCGGCUCCUUGCACGCUCGGCAUGCAUGCUAUCAGGUGGCCUUCCCCGAGGGAGUACGGGAGGACACCAUAAUAGGCUUUUGUCUUAUGUGUACUUUUUUGCAGGGGUUACAUCGUGAAGGUAGAGGAGGCGGUUAAGUGUUUAGGUUGGACUGUCCCUAGCCGGGCACGUGCACGGCGCAGCACACAGACUUGACGCAGACAAGACAUGCAUGCAUACCGUAUGUAUGGCGCCCAUAGGGCCGCUGGCAGGGUGAAACGAUGGUGAAUUCGUUUUCUGGGGCAGACUUCGCAACAGGUCUUUCUGUUCCGGAACGCCCCGCCAGGGACCGCGCCGGAAGGCCUUGCACACGUGGGGCAGGAGUUGCUGACCCCGUGAGGCGGGGCCAUGUACGACACAUGUAGACCUGACGAUACUCGGAGGUGCAGAUGGUGGGUAUUAGACUGGAGAACGCAACAUAAGGCGAUGCCUUGUAACAUUAACCGGUU
Molecule: messenger RNA, 1462 nt
Organism: Chlamydomonas reinhardtii
Lineage: Eukaryota; Viridiplantae; Chlorophyta; Chlorophyceae; Chlamydomonadales; Chlamydomonadaceae
Exons: 2
Coding region: 192-413 (73 amino acids)
Source: RefSeq, a predicted model, not a curated record